Tinamus guttatus (white-throated tinamou) is the source of this 1587-nucleotide messenger RNA. Lineage: Eukaryota; Metazoa; Chordata; Aves; Tinamiformes; Tinamidae. The record is from RefSeq and is a predicted model, not a curated record.
AUGCCACAAGGCUGUCCCGGACCACCCGUGCGCAACAAGGUCUCCAUUGAGCUGCGACGGGACGGGACAGCUGGGAGCGGGCACUGCAUGAGCUCCUGGGGUGCCCCAGGGCGGCCGCCCCCUCUGUCCCAGCAGGACUGCGAGGGCCUCAUCGUCCGCUCGGCCACCAAAGUCACGGCCGAGGUGCUCGCUGCGGCGCAGAGGCUGCAGGUGGUGGGCAGGGCCGGCACCGGUGUGGACAACGUGGACGUGGAGGCGGCCACCAGGAAGGGCAUCCUGGUGAUGAACACGCCAGCUGGGAACAGCCUCAGCGCUGCCGAGCUCACCUGCGGCAUGAUCCUGUGCUUGGCCAGGCAGAUCCCGCAGGCAGCUGCCUCCAUGAAGGAAGGCAAAUGGGACCGUAAGAAGUACAUGGGCAUGGAGCUGAAUGGGAAAACACUGGGUGUGCUGGGCCUGGGCCGCAUCGGCAGAGAGGUGGCCACGCGCAUGCAGGCUUUCGGCAUGAAGACCAUAGGCUACGACCCCAUCAUUGCGCCCGAGGACUCGGCCGCUGCUGCCCUCAACCACGGGUACGGCGCGUGCGGGCAUGGGGUCGUGGGGGGAACGGGCGCUGCCUCCACUCACCCCGCUUGUGCCGCAGGGCUCCUGAACGACAGCACCUUCGCCAAGUGCCGCCGUGGCGUGCAGGUGGUGAACUGCGCACGUGGCGGCAUCGUGGAUGAGGGCGCGCUGCUGCGGGCGCUGUGCUCGGGGCAGUGCGGCGGCGCUGCACUCGACGUCUUCACGCAGGAGCCCCCCAAGGACCGCGAGCUGGUGAACCACCCCAACGUCAUCUGCUGCCCGCACCUGGGCGCCAGCACGCGGGAGGCACAGAGCCGCUGCGGCAAGGAGAUCGCCAUGCAGAUAGUGGACAUGGCCACGGGGAAGGGGCUGACGGGCACGGUCAACGGGCAGGAUCUCAGCAAGGCUUUCGCGCCCCAGAACAAACCCUGGGUUGCCCUGGCCAAGGCCCUGGGCUCAGUGCUGCAGACCACGGCCAAGCAAGUGCACGGCAACGUGCAAGUCUGCACCCUAGGGACUUCCCUGCAGGAGGCCGGGAGCUACCUGUCCCCUGCUGUGGUCUCGGGCAUGCUGGCUGGAGGGACGCAGAAGGAGGUGACCCUGGUGAAUGCCCUGCUGCUCGCCCAGGAGGCUGGACUGAAGGUGUGUGGGGACCAGCCCACACAAACCCUGGGACCCGAUGGCGGCGCCGGCCUGCUGCAGGUGGCCCUGCAGGGCACCCCGCACCGGGCCGCAGGGACAGUGCAGGGCAGCACCCCGGUGCUGCGGGAGCUCAACGGAGCCACCUUCAAGCAGCCAGUCCCGCUGUCCGGCUCCAUGCUCAUCUACAGAGCCAAAGCAUCAGAGCCCAGCGCGCUGCCUGCGCUCGCUGGGCUGCUGGGAAAAGUGGGAGUCCAGCUCCAGUCCUACCACAGCUCCAGCGCGGUGGCGGGGGAGCAGUGGAGCAUCGCAGGGCUCUCGGCCCCACUGCCCGACCUCAACGAGCUCGAGCUACGCGUGACCGAGGUCUUGCAGCUGCAGCUGUAG